Messenger RNA from Durio zibethinus, 1088 nucleotides. RefSeq names its product Plant invertase/pectin methylesterase inhibitor superfamily protein. Gene Ontology annotation, molecular function: enzyme inhibitor activity. Gene Ontology annotation, biological process: negative regulation of catalytic activity. NCBI's taxonomy places the organism in Eukaryota, Viridiplantae, Streptophyta, Magnoliopsida, Malvales, Malvaceae. The record is from RefSeq and is a predicted model, not a curated record.
UCCAGUAGCUCUCCAUAGUCCUAAGGAAAGAGAAAAGAAAAAGCUAGAGAUAUGGCAAGCUUAUGCUCUGAUCAUUCUUUUAAAUUCCUUCUCAUUCUUCUUGCUCUUAAUUCCUACAUAAAUUUUAGUUCAGCUGGUAGGCAAAUUGCCCCACAAACCAACACCGAGUUCAUCAGAACAUCUUGUACUUCAACGAGUUACCCAAAACUUUGUUUUGAAUCUCUCUCAACCCACGCUAGCUUGAUCCAAACAAGCCCUCAGCUUCUAGCCCAUGCAGCCCUAAAUGUGACCCUUUCAUCCGCCAAGUCGACCUCCGCCAUGAUGGUAACACUUUCCAAAAGCCAUGGAUUGCAACCUAGAGAGGUGGAAGCCAUGCAAGAUUGUGUGGAGGAACUGAGCGAUACCAUAGAUGAGCUCAGAAAGUCAAUUAGCGAGAUGGAUCAGAUUAAUGGCUCCAAUUUCGGACUAAUGAUAAACGAUAUACAGACUUGGGUUAGCGCCGCUCUGACAGACGAGAGCACCUGCAGUGAUGGGUUUGGAGGGAAAAACAUGAACGGGAAUGUGAAGACUGCUGUGAGAACCAAGAUUGUAACAAUCGCUCAUUUGACAAGCAAUGCCUUGGCUUUGGUCAACAACUAUGCUUCUCUUCAUGGUUAGCUUAACCAAGAACAGGGAAAAGCGUAUACGUAUACUACUAUAUUGAUUUCAGAAACGAUGUACUAAUUUCCUGUAUGCGUAAAAUAUAUAUAAGCAAGCCUAGUCAUAGAUGUGGUUUUAAAGCAGGGAUAUACGUGACCUUGUUGUCACAUAGUAGAAUUUAUGUGGCGCCUGAUAUUUAAAGAUAUAUAGUGUGGGAGUGAUCUAAAUUUUGAGAGUUCGUAAUUGUCUGUAAUCUGUACAGAUUAUAUUAUAGUACGUUGCUUUCUGUAAAAUCAUAGUAGAAGUGUACGACUCUGGUUGAAGAGUUAUCAAAUUGAUGAAGCCUAUUCUGCAGUAGAGGAUUUAUUAUGUAUGUAUAUGUAUAUGUAUAUAUUAAUGUUAAUGUUGACGGUUACAUAUACAUAGAUAUGUGGUUUCUAUUUCAUGUG